AUGGUUGAGAAAGCUGGGAAUGCUGUGAUCCUUGCUGUCUACAUCGUCACCUUCCUGAUUGGCCUCCCUAUCAACGUCAUGGCCUUAUACACAUUCCUAGUGAAAGUAUGGAAGAAGUCAACCCCCAUUGACAUCCUCUUGCUCAACCUGACUGUGUCCGACAUCAUCCUUCUGCUCUUCCUGCCCAUCAAGAUGGUGGAGGCUGCCUCAGACAUGGCCUGGACUCUCCCUACCUUCCUUUGCCCUCUCACCAACUUCUGUUUCUACAGCAGCAUCUACAUCAGCACCCUUUUCCUCACGGCGGUCAGCGUUGAGCGUUACUUGUGCGUGGCCCAUCCCGUCAAGUACAAGGCGAAACGCCGGACCGCCUACACAGUGGCGGCCUGCUUCUUCAUCUGGCUGCUGACCUUUUCCCACCUCAGUGUGGUCUAUUUUGUGGAAUACCACUAUAAGACUCACGAAAACAGCUCCAUAUGCUACCGGGAGUUCACUGGUGACCAGCUGGCCAUCGUCCUCCCUUUCCGGCUAGAACUCUGCAUUGUCCUCUUCUGCCUCCCUUUCCUCAUCACCUGCUUCUGCUACAUCAACGUGAUCCGCAUCCUGGCCUCCCUGCCCAACGUUAAGCCCCAGAAGAAGAAACGGGCCAUGGGGCUGGCGGUGGCCACUUUGCUCAACUUUGCCGUCGCCUUUGCUCCCUACAACGUCUCCCACGUUGUGGGUUUCAUUCAAAAAAUGAGUCCUUCCUGGAGAAAUCAGGGCAUCCUCCUGAGCUGCUUCAACACCACCUUGGAUCCUCUCAUCUUCUUCUUCUCCUCUACCGCCAUCCGGCAAACCUUCACUGACUGCUGGGGUGGUAUAUGCAGGAAACUACGCUUUGCUGUGUCAUGCUGCACUUGCUGCAAGAAGCCUGGGAACAUGAACAAAGAAGCAGAAGUUGACAGAGGAUCUGUUUCAAGCAUGCAGAGUGAGUCACCUGAGACCUGCAUGCCCACCGAAGCCUCUUCUGACCACCCCACAAGGACCUGGGCCAUCAAAGCUUUGGACACUCUGCCAGAAGUUCAGGGCACAGGGCACCGAGGUCACUCAUAA
Hemicordylus capensis (graceful crag lizard) is the source of this 1089-nucleotide messenger RNA. Its product is annotated as free fatty acid receptor 2-like. Lineage: Eukaryota; Metazoa; Chordata; Lepidosauria; Squamata; Cordylidae. The transcript has a single exon. The record is from RefSeq and is a predicted model, not a curated record. Gene Ontology annotation, molecular function: G protein-coupled receptor activity. Bases 1 to 1089 code for a protein of 362 amino acids. Gene Ontology annotation, biological process: cellular response to fatty acid; G protein-coupled receptor signaling pathway. Gene Ontology annotation, cellular component: plasma membrane.